CUGGAACGAGACGACAUUUCAAGCCAUACCAUUCCAUGAUUCCAUGAACAGGCUCCUGGAGCACCGGGAUCCCCCGAGCCGGGGCGGAGGGAAGGGCCCAGCCGCGGAGACGGGCGGGGACCAGUGGCCGGGGAAGGGACGCAGUGGCCGGGGAGGGGACGCGGUGUCCGGUCCCGCCCCGCUGCCGGCAGCUCCAGCGCGGCCGAGCCGCCACUGCGCCGGUGCCGCUGCCGCGGGCUCCGCGCCGGCGCGGGGGAUGCGCGGGGCCGCGCCGGGACCCGCAGCGCCCAGCCCACGCCGUAGUUUCCACACUUCCUUUUUCUGGGUAGCUGUGGUUAUGGAGUUCUCUUAAGCCAAGCAGCGCCAGCAUCCCUUGGAAAGUUUUCCCGCCCCAAAGGCAUCGGCAGCUGAGCUGGAGGGCAGGAGCAGAAGAAAGCGUGGCUUGUGCUGCUGAUGGAGCCAGCCUUUCUAGAAUGUGAAUAAGAGCUUUCACUUAAUGCACAUUGCUGUACUGCCUUGGUCAGCCUGCUGAAACUAAAUAGGGAGGACUGUCAGAAGAGUUGAGAAUGAGAUGGACUUAGCGUGAAGGACACAAAGCUCUGGGUGAUGAUGAGCUGCAGAUGAACACAGAGUUUACCUCAGAGGAUGGAUGUGAGUGAGAAUAACAUUUGUGACACUGGGGGGAAGAGUUCAAAUUAUCCCAGGAGGGCCACGAAGCAGGUAGGCCACAGCUGUAGGCCACAGAAGGAGGUAGACAUUAAUUACUCCUGCAGUCCUGGAAACUCUGCUGGACCCCCAAGAAAGCAGGACCUGCAGUGUGGAGACAAAGAAACCUUUGACACCUACUGCCAGAAACAAGGUGAGAGCCCAGCUGGGGAUUUUCCCCCCUCCAGCACCAGCUUCCACCUGCAGAGAGAAGAUGAGGAUUUAGAUCACUGUUCUUCUGAGCACCCCAGGAAACCACGGACGAUAAUGAAACUCCGUGAGGAGAACGGAAGCGCUGCUCUUGGAGAUGGGCUUGGUGAGGAGCUGGAGCCCGUCCCUGAGGAAGCUCUGCCCUAUCGAUGGAAGAAUUGUGGCUCCUCUUUCCGCGCCGUGAGCGAGCUGCAGGAGCACAGGCGAGCUCACCUGCUGGAGAACUCCUACCGCUGUCCCGUCUGCGCCAAAUGCUUCUCCCGCGCCGCCAACCUGCGCAUGCACAAGCUCAUCCAUUCCAGUGAGAGGCCGCACAAGUGCCCGGAGUGUGACAAGGGCUUCAUCCGCACGGCCGACGUCUGGAGGCACCUGCGCAACGUGCACAAGAUUGAGCGCUCCAUGGUGAUCCUGGCCAACGGCAUGGCUAGGAACCCCUGGUCUGUGGUGCACCACAGCCAGCAGCACAAUGUUGAGUGCCCAGAUCAGGCUUGUCCUGCAAACCCAAAGUCUCAGGAGGACGACUUCAAACCUUAUGCCUGCCCAACGUGCGGUAAAGGCUUCGAUAAGCCCAACCUGCUGUCCAAGCACAAGGUGAUCCAUCGGGAGGACAAGCCCUACAAGUGUCAGGAGUGUGGCAUGGCGUUUGUGCAGCUGCUCAGGCUCAAGAGACACCAGCAGACUCACUCCGGGGCACGGCCCUUCUACUGCGAGGAGUGUGGAGGGACUUUCACCCGGCUGGCAUCGCUGCAGCGCCAUCACCGCAUCCACACCGGAGAGAAGCCCUACUCCUGUAAUUUCUGUGGGCAUUCCUUCACCGAGUCAGGGACCCUACGGAGGCACGAGCGCACUCACAAGUCGGACAAACCUUAAUUUGGGGUCUCUGUGGUUGCUUUGUACCUGAACGAGGUCUGCUCAUUUGGGCUGGAAAAACACCCCGUGGUGUGCUCUGCCCAAUCCAGACCCACUGCCCCGCAGUGGCUGAUGCAGCAAUGCUGCAUCACAGGGAACUCUGGAACUUGUACUGGGAAUGAUUGCACUGCUGGGCUUUAAACUGCUUUGUAUGGGAAAAUAACCUAAUUACCCCUGAGUAAUGAAAUGGGAGACUUGAGGAGACUGAAACCACUCACAUGUGCUUGCGCUGUCUCUGUUUGCUGGACUGGUGGUGCAUCUGCUCGAGCUUUGUCCAGGAUCUGCAAGCAGAGGCUGUGAGAAUUCACUAGAUAAAUUGGCCCUGCCUUCAUGAGUGUGAUGGUUCUUUGGGUUUGGAAAUCUGUUAACUCGCCAAGUUCAAACAGUCCAGAGUUGUCCCUCUAUCCCUUCUUUCCUUGUAUUUUGCUGAGUUUUUCUUUCUGUUACACUUCUUUUUAUUUGGAAGGGGAAGUAUCAUGUUGGUUAUCAAAAAACCAAACAAAUUCCACUUAUAAACCAGUUCCUUAAUAAACGCAACAGUUACCCGCUGUAUUUCAGAAUGUUUCUAUCUGAGAGAGUACCAAUACUUUAUGCACAUUUGAGUGAUGGGUUGAAUGUCUUUUAAUAAUGGGGAAAGCUUUAUUUUGGCUAUGGUGGUGCAUGCUCUUGGGGUGACACUUAUGUCUCUGAUGGAAACAUGCACACUAAAUCUAACCAGCUGAGUAUUGUGGAAGGAAAUGUUUGAAGACACAAAAUUCAAAGAGCAAAAGACCAAAUUAAAGCCAC
Messenger RNA from Motacilla alba alba, 2610 nucleotides. RefSeq names its product zinc finger protein 648 (gene ZNF648). Gene Ontology annotation, biological process: regulation of transcription by RNA polymerase II. Gene Ontology annotation, molecular function: RNA polymerase II transcription regulatory region sequence-specific DNA binding; DNA-binding transcription factor activity, RNA polymerase II-specific. Gene Ontology annotation, cellular component: nucleus. NCBI's taxonomy places the organism in Eukaryota, Metazoa, Chordata, Aves, Passeriformes, Motacillidae. The coding region runs from base 646 to 1785 and encodes 379 amino acids. The transcript is spliced from 4 exons. The record is from RefSeq and is a predicted model, not a curated record.